CCAGAAUAUACCAUAGACAGCCUGGUAUAACACAGGGCGACCGGGACAGCGGCCAGCAGCAGCCACAGUCACUACUCCCUGCCUACAAGCUCCAGCAGCCAGGAGCCAGCUCACCCCCUCCCCUCUCCUCCUCUCCCGGUGUCUGCUCCACCCCUCUCCCCACGCAGGUGCGCCCCUCCCCGGCUGAUGCCGCUGACCUCACCGGCCCCACCUUCCAGCCUUCUCCGCUGCCGCCGGUCCCCGCAAGUUGUGACAGUAAGGACCGGAGAGAGAGGCUGAGCUGAGGCGGGGGCAUGGUGCGGGGCGCAGGGCAGAGCCAGGUGUGCUGAGAGAAGGGAGAGCUGCUGUCGGGAUCCUGGCUUCUAGGGGGGCCUGGGGAGUGAGCUGUAUAAUUUGCCCGUGUGACUGUGUUUGGUGACCAGGAGACAGCCGGAGCCAUGUCCCGGGACCCUGAAGCCGUGGCUAAGAUCACCGAGAACACCUACAAGAAUGUUAUGGACCAGUUCAACCCUGGACUAAGGAACCUUGUUAACUUAGGAAAAAAUUAUGAAAAAGCAGUUUCUGCAAUGGUGCAAGCUGGGAAAGCUUAUUACGAUGGAGUGGCCAGGGUGGGAGAAAUGACAACAGUCUCUCCAGUUUCAAAGGAGCUCGGUCUGGUCCUCCUGGAUAUCUCUAGUGUACACAAAAAGUUAAAUGAAAGCCUCGAAGAAAAUUUCCGGAAGUUCCACAGAGAAAUAGUUGCAGAGUUAGAAAAGAAGACGGAGCAAGAUGUAAAAUAUAUGAAUGCCACUCUAAAACGAUACCAGACAGAACACAGACAUAAAAUGGACUCGCUGGAGAAAUCGGAGGCAGAACUGAAGAAACUCAGGAGAAAAAGCCAAGGGACGAAAAAUGCCACAAAAUAUGAUAUGAAGGAGACAGAGUACUUGAAGACCAUUACUUCCCGCCAGAGUGACAUCCAGAAAUUUAUAGCUGAGGGCUGCAAGGAAGCGUUGCUGGAAGAAAAGAGACGUUUCUGCUUCCUAGUGGACAAACAUUGUAAUUUUGCUAAUUAUCUAAAUUACUACCACAUACAGGCUACAGAUUUGCUAACCUCUAAAAUCCCAAAGUGGCAGGAAACGUGCAGUGAUGUCUCCCAAGUUCCGGAAAAUGUCAAUACCUUAUACCAAGAUAUGGAGACUCCCAGGACAACUCCGAUCUAUUGGACUCCUGAACCAUCUCCUCUUAUGGACAAGAAAGCUCUGAUGGCCGCAGACGAUACAAUCUCUAGGAACACAGUGCGGAUGCCCCCGGCGCCCCCAAGCCGUGCACAGACAAGUCCCCUGGUUGACAUGUUUAACAAUCCAGCAACCGCUACAAAGGUGUCCCAUGACAGGCUGAAGUCAUCACAGGCAGAGGUCACAGAUGAGGGUAGCCUGCCACGGUCCAUGUCUGUCGCAACAGGAUUGAAUCUAAUGAAAAGGCCAAAAGUCAAAACAAUCUUCCCUCACACCGGAAACGGCAGGACUUUACUGAGCUUUGCCCAGGGUGACACCAUCACUCUUCUUCUGCCAGAAGAGAAAGAUGGCUGGCUGUACGGUGAGCACGACACGACAAAACUAAAAGGCUGGUUCCCCUCGUCAUAUACCAGGCCCCUGGAAGAGAAUGGAAAGGAACUGGUGCAGGUGCCAAGUGCGACUCCCAGCCCCGCUCCAGUGAGAAGUCUCAGCACAGCCAACUUAAUUGACAAACAUAACAUGUUUCUUCCCGAACCGGACUAUUUAGAAACGUCUUCCUUUAGCAGUUCCUCUGAUCAGGAGCAAGUUCCAUAUACCCCAUAUCUUGCCAAAGAACCUACUAUCAUAGCAAACAACGGAUCUCCGAAACCAACACAAAAUGGGAUUACGAAGCAUCCAUUUUUAAGUGGUGAAAAUCCGUUUGCUACUGUCAAGCUCCGACCAACUGUAACAAAUGACCGUUCCGCACCAGUCAUUCGAUGAGCAGAUCCCGUUAAUUUAAAUACUUUUUAAUUAUUUUAUGUAUCCUGAGUUAUGUAAAGUUAAUUUCCCCCCCCCCCCCGCCCCCCCACAUUUUUGUUGUGAUUUUGGAAAGAUUUAGUCCCCAACAUCAAGAAAAAUAAUGAAGAAGUUCUGUAAACAUUUUGGGAAAUCUGAAAUACAAGCUUUAGUUUAUAACCAAUAUUUCCUGCACCAUUCCCUAACCUUUCUGAACAGGAAUAUGCUAUAAUUCUAAAUAAGCUUGUGUUAAAAAAAUAUAUAAAAAAAAGUUGAAUUUUUAAAAAUCCUAAAUAGAAAAAUGUUAUUCAUCGCUGAUCACUUGAAAACUCGCUGUGUUACUUUUUGGGGUUUUUUUUAAUAUAAAUUCUAAUUAGUAAUGUGGUCAUAAAAUGCUAUUCUUGGAAAUCGGCAAUUAUCGGUCUGUGGUAUGAGAAGUCGGGGGCUGAGCUAUGUGGUGGAGAAUGAAGUCAUUUAUCUUAAAGUGGAAGUCAUUUGUCUUAACGUGAUGCCCUGUAACUACAAAUGACACAUUACCAGUUUAGUAAUUUCUACUCUACCCCGAGAACAAUGGUUGACCAAGGAGAAAUAUAUAUAUAGAAUAGCAUAUAGUGUUUUUGGGGGAGAUCGCUUUAUGAUUUGGACCCAAGGCGUAUGUGGAUUAGGAUAAAGCCAAUGGACUAGAAUCUUUUGGAAUCUAGAGCUAUCAAACAAUGAUGUUUCAUGAUAUUAGACCCAUGACUGGGUUUUACUGAUCUCAAGAUUUGUUCUACAGUUAUCUGGAGUCCACCAGUAUGAAGCCACCAACGGCCAAUGUUUGAUUUGUCCUACAGUUGUCUGGAGUCCACCAGUGUGAAGCCACCAAUGGCCAAUGUUUGAUUUUGUCCUACAGUUGUCUGGAGUCCACCAGUGUGAAACCACCAAUGGCCAGUGUUUGAUUUGCCCUACAGUUGUCUGGAGUCCACCAGUGUGAAGCCACCAAUGGCCAAUGUUUGAUUUGUCCUACAGUUGUCUGGAGUCCACCAGUGUGAAGCCACCAAUGGCCAAUGUUUGAUUUGCGCUAAAGUUGUCUGGAUUCCACCGGUAUGAAGCUACCAAUGGCCGAUGUUUGAUUUGUCUUUUCUCUGGAGUAAUUCAGCCAUUGUUUAUAUUAUGGGGGAAAGGAUUACUCACAAACUCAUUUGAGCUUAUCAGAAUAACAGAUAAAUAAUAAGUUCACAAAACAUAUAUAUACAAUACUUUUUUUCAAGACGUUUCGCUAUCUGGUAUGUGUGAUUUUUCAUCUGGUCAUCUAGCAGUCUCCUCAGUAAAAGAAAAAAAAACAAUAUUAUUACAAGAAAGCAAAAAUGUUAUUUUUAAACAUUUCUUUAUGCUUUAUAUCAUUAUCUCUCAGUGUUUAAUGCUUCCAAGUGUCAGAGAAUGAGAGCAGUUUGGUUAAGUUAUUUUGAUUGUUAUGUUACUUAAAAGUGAAAUGCCUUUAUAUAAAUAUAUAUAUAUAUGUAUAUGCCUAAAGCUGUGUUGCUUCAGAAAAAGAAUAUAUAUUUCUUUGGAUGAAAUCGGAAAACACAUUGUAAGAUCUUUAUGAUAAAAUAAAUAUUCUCAUACAAUA
This is a messenger RNA of Pseudophryne corroboree (corroboree frog), 3603 nucleotides long. RefSeq names its product BAR/IMD domain containing adaptor protein 2 like 1 (gene BAIAP2L1). The coding region runs from base 438 to 1979 and encodes 513 amino acids. The record is from RefSeq and is a predicted model, not a curated record. Gene Ontology annotation, cellular component: nucleoplasm; cytosol. NCBI's taxonomy places the organism in Eukaryota, Metazoa, Chordata, Amphibia, Anura, Myobatrachidae. The transcript has 14 exons. Gene Ontology annotation, molecular function: protein binding. Gene Ontology annotation, biological process: actin filament bundle assembly; actin crosslink formation; positive regulation of actin filament polymerization.